Messenger RNA from Nerophis lumbriciformis (worm pipefish), 2394 nucleotides. The record is from RefSeq and is a predicted model, not a curated record. Lineage: Eukaryota; Metazoa; Chordata; Actinopteri; Syngnathiformes; Syngnathidae.
AUGGAGCCUCCCCCCUCUCUGAGCCUGGCUCUUCUUGGAGGCAGCGAGGAUGAAGACCAGCGUUUUCUCCUCCCCCUGGCGGGCAUUUCCCACCCCACGGCCUCUGGAGUCCAGGGUACUGGGUCGAAUCACUCCAACCACACGACGGCAUCCAGUCUCAGCCGCCUCAACGGCAGCAACCCAUCACCAUCGCCAGUCGCCACUCCCUCAUCCCUGCCAAAGUUGUCGUCGACCGGGCCGCCGCCCAUCCCCAAUGCCCUUCACCCUACCAGCACGCCGCUCUCCUCCUGCUUGGGGUCACAGCACAGCCUAGGCGGGGACAACUCUCCCAUCUACAAUGCCCUUUUUUACUCUUCCCACUCGCCCUCCAUGGAUCGCGAGAGGGAGCGGGACCGUGGGUGCAAGCACAGACAGGCCAGCCCGCUGGUCCACCGCAGGGACAGCAAUCCAUUCACCGAGAUCGCCAUGAGCUCCUGCAAGUACACAGGUGGCGUCAUGAAGCCCCUGAGCCGCCUAAGCGCCUCCCGGAGGAACCUCAUUGAAUCGGACAGCAGCAGUGAAACCAAAGAGGGCGGCGUUUCUGCUGUUGCUGGAGCCACGGCGACAGGGGGUCACGACCGCCAGCGUGAAGCUGCUACCUCCUUGGUCACCCAGUCCUCCACGAAUCAGCAGCCCCUCCAGAGCCCACCAGAGAUUGUAAUUUCAUCAAAAGAAGACUCGCCGUACCCUAGGGUAGGAUAUGACAUCAGCGACGCCACCUCUGACCAGAUGUCCAUCUACCACCAGAACCAUGCACUCGUGGAGAGUCGACGGGCACAUCCGGGGAGGGGCGCUAGCGGUUCCGGGGCAGUGGGACCUGGGGCCAGGGCCGGCACCACCAAGGCCUCUAAACGAAAGAACCAAAACAUUGGCUACAAACUGGGCCAUCGCAGGGCGCUGUUCGAAAAGAGGAAGAGGUUGAGCGACUAUGCCCUAAUCUUCGGGAUGUUCGGAAUUGUUGUCAUGGUUAUCGAGACAGAACUGUCCUGGGGUGUCUACACUAAGAGCUCCAUGUAUUCUCUGGCCCUGAAGUGUCUGAUCAGCCUGUCUACAGUCAUCCUGCUGGGCCUCAUCAUCGCCUAUCAUGCAAGGGAGGUUCAGCUGUUUGUCAUCGACAACGGGGCGGACGACUGGCGUAUCGCCAUGACGAUGGAGAGGGUUCUGCUGAUCGCUCUGGAGCUGCUGGUGUCGGCUGUGCACCCGGUGCCCGGCGACUUCAAGUUCCAGUGGCGGGCGCGAUUGGCCUUCUCGUACGCGCCGUCGCAGGCCGAGGCUGACCUGGACAUGGUGUUAAGCGUACCCAUGUUCCUGCGCCUCUACCUCAUCGCCAGAGUCAUGCUCCUGCACAGCAAACUCUUCACUGACGCCUCCUCGAGGAGUAUAGGUGCACUGAAUAAGGUGCAUUUUAACACACGGUUUGUCAUGAAAACACUAAUGACGAUCUGCCCCGGGACGGUGCUGCUGGUCUUCAGCAUCUCUCUGUGGAUCAUUGCUGCCUGGACUGUACGAGUUUGUGAGAGGUAUCACGAUGCACAGGAUGUGACCAGCAACUUCCUGGGAGCUAUGUGGCUGAUCUCCAUCACUUUCCUGUCCAUUGGCUACGGAGACAUGGUCCCUCAUACCUACUGUGGCAAAGGAGUGUGUCUGCUCACUGGAAUCAUGGGUGCUGGUUGCACGGCUCUGGUGGUUGCCGUGGUAGCAAGAAAGCUGGAGCUGACCAAGGCCGAAAAGCACGUACACAACUUCAUGAUGGACACGCAGCUCACAAAGCGGAUAAAAAACGCGGCGGCCAACGUGUUGAGGGAGACCUGGCUCAUCUACAAGCACACCAAGCUGAUGAAGAAGAUCGACCACUCCAGAGUCCGCAAACAUCAGCGGAAGUUCCUGCAGGCAAUUCACCAAUUACGCAGCGUGAAAAUGGAGCAGCGCAAACUCAGCGAUCAGGCCAACACGCUGGUGGACCUGUCGAAAAUGCAGAGUGUCAUGUACGAGCUCAUGUCGGAGCUCAACGACCGAAGCGAGGAUCUGGAGCGCCAGAUGUUGUCCCUGGAGCAGCGGGUGGAGCAGCUCACAGCCGGCUUCAAUGCUCUACCGGCGCACCUCUCGGCUACACUCAGCGCCCAGCACGCCGCCCUGGUCCAGCUCCUCAAGGAAAGAGACUCCAGGGACAUCAAAGAUGAAGGAGGAGGAGCUGUGGUCCCGCUUUCCCCCGCGGCCUCCACUCCAGCCACGACCACACCAGUAUCAACUCCAACAGCUCCUCCUCCUGUCCCGCCGGCCCCUCUCGUGGCGCCUUUGCCCAGCACGGAGGGGAGUUCAGAAGCGAGUCCGAACAGCAACACCUCCACCUGCUGA